Molecule: messenger RNA, 2067 nt
Organism: Phalaenopsis equestris
Lineage: Eukaryota; Viridiplantae; Streptophyta; Magnoliopsida; Asparagales; Orchidaceae
Product: E3 ubiquitin-protein ligase RHF2A-like
Exons: 8
Coding region: 195-1325 (376 amino acids)
Molecular function (GO): ubiquitin-protein transferase activity
Source: RefSeq, a predicted model, not a curated record
AGGUGAGGUGAGUUUCAUUAGCCCUUUCUUUGUUCCAUGGUUUCGCUCCACGAAGUCGGCAAGUUGCGAAAGCGAUAGAGGGGAUGAAGCAUCCAUGAAAGUGGACUUGAUCUUCAGUAGCUCAUUCAAUUUUGCCGAUUUUUGAUCUGAAUCUUUGCCUAUUUCAUCCAAGUAAGGUUUUGGAGAUUUUGAAGAUGGAUGAGACAGUGAAGAUAGAGAACCUUCAAUCCGCUGCGGCAUUUGUGGAAGGGGGAAUCCAGGAUGCAUGUGAUGAUUCGUGCAGCAUUUGUCUUGAGUCUUUCUGUGACAGCAAUCCUGCAACUGCGACUAGCUGCAAGCAUGAGUUCCAUAUUCAAUGCAUUCUUGAAUGGUGUCAAAGAAGCUCCCAGUGUCCCAUGUGCUGGCAACCCAUUAGCUUGAAGGAUUCCACUAGCCAAGAGCUUCUGGAGGCUGUAGAAAGAGAGAGGAGUUUUAGGGUCAAACAAAAUCAUAAUACUACUAUUUUUCAUCACCCAGCGCUCGGAGAGUUUGAACUGCAGCAUCUACCAGUUGGUGCAACAGAUUCUGAUCUUGAAGAACGUAUUAUUCAACACUUAGCAGCCGCUGCUGCAUUGCGUAGAGCGCAUCAUGGCGCUAGAAGAGGACUACGGAGCGGGUCUGGUUCUCAAGGCCGGUCACAAUUUUUGGUUUUUUCAUCACAUCCCAACGCAGCUUCAGCUGCCUCUGUUUCUGCAUCAUCUGCUAAUGAAGGAGAAGAUGAACCAGCUUCUUCUACUUCUACUGCUGGGCAAUCUGUGCUUGCUGUUACAGAAGACCAAACCCAGCAACAAAGCUCCUCAGUCGAAUCAGAUGGAGUUGUGGCCGAUUCCAGGAAUAAUGCUGUUUCUGCCAGCAGCCCUGGUCUCAGUAACCUUUAUUCCUCAAGGGAAAACCGUUCUGUUGGUGAAUCAACUCCUAUCAGCCAAGAUAGAGCAGGACCAUCUGAUUUUCAAUCUUUCUCAGAUUCGUUGAAAUCUCGCCUUAAUGCAGUUUCAAUGAGAUACAAGGAGUCUAUUAGUAAAAGCACUAGAGGAUGGAAGGAGAGGUUCUUUUCACGUAGUGCAUCGAUUUCUGAUAUUGGUUCGGAAGUGAGGAGAGAAGUUAAUGCUGGGAUUGCUACUGUUUCGCGCAUGAUGGAGCGAAUUGACAUGAGAGACAAUUCUUCCGCUGCAACAUCUAGUGCUUCCACGCCGGACAUUUCUGAACAUUCUGAAGUUGGAUCUAGUAAUGAGAGAGUUAAUGAUGGCCCAUCACCUUCUUGUGCUGCUAGUUCUGGUUCAAAUUGAGUUAUCCCCACAAAAGUUGCACAUUUUUGUGUGGUUAUUGCAGGUAUGAAACAAUUUGUGUGCUAAUGUUUGGCCCUAACCUCUAUUUACAAUUUGAUUUCUUGAAAGUUCUUAGUAAAUCUUGUUGAAAGUCAUAAGACUUGAUCACAGACAUCUAGUAAUAAAAAUCCAUAGUAAAAAAAAAGCCAAUGCAGACUUGGUCAAGGGGAGCCAAAUAAAAGCUGUAGGAAGAGGGUCAUCAAACAGGAAGUUCUAAGAGUAGCAUGCAAGAAAGUUGUUGGCAGAGAAUUUACUGGAUAGAAAUCGCUGGAGGAUGCCCCCGGAGAGAAAUUUAGAAGUGGAGAAUCUGCUUGUUGUAAGAGUAGAAUGAUUUGAAACACCUGUAUGACACCAAAAAUAGUUACAACUAAGUCAUUGAGCAGAUAGAACAAGGUUUAAUUUGGAUUAUUGUUUUGAGAGCAGGAAAUUGUUGUCUAAUUAAAUGAAGAAACUAAAAAAAUUCAAAGUAAGAAGAAGAAAAUGUAAGCACUAGGAAACCCUAUACUUGGAUUCGGUCGCCCCAUUGCCAGUGGGGCUCCUAGGCGCCCAUCCAAAAGUUUCCAGGGUGGAAACUCAGCGCUCAAAAGGACACAACCGUAUUUGGGGUUGCUCACAACACCGAGCGUCCGGAAACUAAGCACCUGAGGGUGGUGCCUUGGUGCCAGAAGCAAUUUUUUCUGCAGUUUGGGAUUUAAAGGCUUCG